Arvicola amphibius (Eurasian water vole) is the source of this 1581-nucleotide messenger RNA. It is a transcript of the gene Dram2, whose product is annotated as DNA damage regulated autophagy modulator 2. Bases 528 to 1328 code for a protein of 266 amino acids. Gene Ontology annotation, cellular component: lysosome. NCBI's taxonomy places the organism in Eukaryota, Metazoa, Chordata, Mammalia, Rodentia, Cricetidae. Gene Ontology annotation, biological process: photoreceptor cell maintenance; regulation of autophagy. The transcript is spliced from 11 exons. The record is from RefSeq and is a predicted model, not a curated record.
AAAGCGGUGGCUCGGCCAGGGCUGCUGCGCGUCUCCAAGCUGCUCGGGAGCGCGCCCCAGGGCUCCGCCCUGACUCCUGUAGCGGCCUGGGUCUGCAUCCUGAGGCUGGAGCUGGCGGGUUCCGGACAGGAAAGGAAUACCUAGAGCUGUCACCACUUAGAUGGAACAAUAUAAAGAAGUUCAUCUUAUUACCAGUGGCUCUUUAAUGUGAAAAAAAAAAUUUAACAGCAUUUCUGAUUCAUGGAACUUCAAAGAAAGCAGAGAAGAUGGGUGAGAGAUGCAAAAUACUUCGUUAACAUUUUAACUUAAAAUUUCAAGAUUUGCAAAAGAAACAAGCUUGUGCCCUUCUGAAGACUGAAAUUUUGGGAACUCAUAAAAUAGGCGGAGGAAUAAAGAUACCAUCUGAGAAGUGGAAACUGUAUAAAGCCUACCAUCAUUGAUUCCAGGUUCCAGCUCACAGUCUACAUGGUCUGAAAAACUAGAAGCCAAGGCAUUAACCCAAAGUUGGCCCAGACAGUCUGUCUGAAAUGUGGUGGUUUCAGCAAGGCCUCAGUUUCCUGCCAUCAGCACUUGUAAUUUGGACAUUUGCUACCUUUAUCUUCUCAUACAUCACUGCAAUAACACUCCACCAUGUUGAUCCUGCAUUGCCUUACAUCAGUGAUACUGGUACAGUACCUCCAGAAAGAUGCCUCUUUGGAGUAAUGCUAAAUAUUGCUGCAGUUUUAGGUAUUGCUACCAUGUAUGUUCGUUACAAACAAGUUCAUGCACUGAAUCCUGAAGAGAACCUUAUCAUCAAAUUCAACAAAGCUGGCCUUGUAUUUGGAAUACUGAGUUGUUUAGGACUCUGUCUUGUGGCAAAUUUCCAGAAAUCAACACUAUUUGUUGCACAUGUAUGUGGAGCUGUGCUUGCCUUUAGUAUGGGUUCAUUAUACAUGUUUGUUCAAACCAUCCUUUCCUACCAAAUGCAACCUAAAAUUCACAGCAAACAAGUCUUCUGGAUCAGACUACUGUUGGUUAUCUGGUGUGGAGUAAGUGCACUAAGCAUGCUGACUUGCUCAUCAAUUUUGUACAGUAGUGAUUUUGGUGCUGAUAUAGUACAGAAACUACACUGGAACCCUGAGGACAAAGGGUAUGUGCUUCACAUGGUCACUACUGCAGCAGAAUGGUCUAUGUCAUUUUCCUUCUUUGGAUUUUUCCUGACUUACAUUCGUGAUUUCCAGAAAAUUACUUUACGGGUGGAAGCCAAUUUACAUGGAUUAACCCUCUAUGACACUGCUCCUUGUCCUGUUACCAAUGAAAGAACACCACUGCUUUCCAGAGACUUUUAAUGAAGGGAUAAAAUACUUCUGUGAUAAUUAUGAUUCUCAGGGAUUUGAGAAAGAUGCAGAAAAGUUGCUUAUUAUGCUCUGAAAAUUUGAAUCAGUUAAUCAAGGCUGACAGUGACAUUAAUGAACGAUAAUAAUCAAGAGACGUGUAAUAAUCUAUCUGAUCAGUUUUCUUAAAGGAUGUCAGUAAGAUUAUCUAAAAAUAUUUAUGCCUAGACUUUUUAAUCUCAGAAAAUAAAACCAAAGGAUAAUACCA